Messenger RNA from Linum tenue, 1898 nucleotides. Lineage: Eukaryota; Viridiplantae; Streptophyta; Magnoliopsida; Malpighiales; Linaceae. The record is from the annotation of a GenBank genome assembly.
UUAAUAAUAAAAUAAAUUAUUUAUUUAAUAGCAGAUCCUCGUGAAGAACAAAACACUCUCUUUCUUCCCCCUUUCCUCUCCAUUCCAUUCCAUUCCAUGCUCUCUCAUCUCCCCCAACACUCGCCCUCUGUUUCUCUCUCACAUCCCCCACGAGACUCUCUGAGACAGGCUACGCGACACUGGACGAUGGACGCUCCGGAUCCACUUCCCAAACCCAAUCCCACUCUACCGCCGUCACCCUCCAACGCUCACCACCAUCCUCCUCCGCCGCCGCCGGCCAACUCCAAUUCAUCCCCAAUCUUCAAUGCGCGUCCUAUUGCUCCUCCCCAGAGCGGGCCUCACCACCGGAGGGCUCUCUCCGAGAUGAGCUUCCGCUUCCCGGACGACAUGACCAUGAUGAUGAUGGAUCUGUCCCCCACCCAUCCAAUGAACCCCGCUGGAGGCGGCAUCGGCAGUGCCGGCGGAUCUUCCACCUGCAGCCUCGACGAGAUCGGAUCCGAGGACGACCUCUUCUCCACCUACAUUGACGUCGACAAGCUCACCGGCGGCGGCGGUGGUGGUGGAGGUGCCAACGGAGUGGGGAAUUGUGCGGAUCACAGCAACGGCGCCGGAGGAGGAGAGAAAGGAGCUUCGACGAGGCCGAUUACGAAGCACCGCCACAGCAAUUCAGUGGACGGAAGUGGUAUGUUUGGAGAGAUAAUGGACGCCAAGAAGGCUAUGCCUCCUGAUAAGCUGGCUGAGCUCUGGAACCUCGAUCCCAAACGAGCUAAGAGGAUACUCGCAAACAGACAAUCUGCUGCUCGCUCAAAAGAGAGAAAGGCACGUUACAUAAUAGAACUCGAACGCAAAGUUCAGACUCUUCAAACAGAAGCCACCACUCUUUCUGCUCAGCUGACUCUGUUUCAGAGGGACACGUCGGGUCUGAGUACAGAAAACACAGAUCUUAAGCUUCGAUUACAAGCUAUGGAACAACAGGCUCACUUGCGUGAUGCUUUGAACGAAGCACUGAAGAAGGAAGUUGAGAGGCUAAAAGUUGCCACCGGAGAAGCGAUCAGUCACUCUGAAUCAUUCAACAUGGGAAUGCAUCAAAUGUCUUACACACCAUCAAACUUCUUCCCAAUGCCACAACAGCAUGAUCAUCUUAACAUGCAAUUGCCACCGUUUUCUCAGCGACGUCAUCAAUCAAAUUCCCACCAUCUCUCCGAUGCUAUGCAAAACGACUCUCUGGCCCGAUUUCAAGGGCUCGACAUCAGUAGUAAAGGAGGACAGCUGAACCACAUUGUCAAGUCCGAAGGCUCCUCGAUAUCUGCAAGUGAAAGUAGCUCUACAUUUUGACGGACCGCGCAAACUUUGGUGCUGACUAUCUCUGACUUGUUGUUGCCUCUCAUAGCGGUUUUGCCUGUGCGGUAAGAUCAUUGUUUAUAGACUGACCUCCAGUCGAUUAGCAAACAGGGUAAUUUUCAAUUUCCAUUUUGUCAAGAAAAAUUCAUAUUCAUUUUGAUUGGGUGUGUGGAGGACGAAUUCCGAAAAUUGGUUUAUUCUUGGGGUUCUAUGGUGAGAGCUCAUGGUGUUGGUUUAUUCGAGUCUGUAGCAGUUGUAAGGUUGGGAUUUUGUUUUGUAUUCAGUUGGGGAUAGGAAGAAGGGAGGUUAUGGGGAUGAAAGGUCAUAACUCAUAACCAUUAGGAGGAGGUGAUUUGAGAUGCUAUUAAUGAUGAACUUAUCUCUGAUUCUUUUUUUGGUAUCUCUCGUUGGAUUCAAACUAAAACUGUGUUCCAUUUCCAUUAUUGAUUUGAGAUGGCCCCCCAAUCCAUCUUAUAUCUGUCUGUAGAUAUAUUUCAGAAUCCAGAACUUGUUCGCCUGGUGUUUGUUCAUUUACAACUUACAUGUGCAAAUGGCCC